This is a messenger RNA of Pangasianodon hypophthalmus (striped catfish), 1124 nucleotides long. RefSeq names its product ADP-ribosylation factor-like protein 14. Gene Ontology annotation, biological process: intracellular protein transport; vesicle-mediated transport. The transcript has a single exon. The record is from RefSeq and is a predicted model, not a curated record. Gene Ontology annotation, cellular component: cytoplasm. Gene Ontology annotation, molecular function: GTP binding; GTPase activity. NCBI's taxonomy places the organism in Eukaryota, Metazoa, Chordata, Actinopteri, Siluriformes, Pangasiidae. Bases 447 to 1052 code for a protein of 201 amino acids.
AAGCACACUCUGGCUGUAAGCGGAGUUCCAUGAGUUCCGCAAGUGCUUGUUGAAAUAUGAGUCACAUGUUGCCUCAGAGUGACUGUCACUGUCGGGAAGGAGACAGCAGUUUAGCCGAACUAUGGUCACAGAUGGGGAAUCUCAGUGUGAAAGAACACGGAGAUAUCUCCCCUGGGAUUUGACCUCUUUCCUUAUUUGUAUGAUUGUGGAUUAUCUGUACUGUAUAAGAAGACACAACAAGAGCACACAUCCAUUCAGAAGAAACAGCUGAAGUGAGGACUGGUGAAGGUUUGGACAACGCACAUUCCACUUCCCUUUAGUGCAACUAUAAGGAGACCAUCUAUAGAGACAACGGAAGUAUUAAGCAACCAGGACCUCGUCUACUGUAUUGCUAAAUCUGUAAGAUACAUGCUUGAACCCUAGAUUGUUCAGUAGCUUUAAACACAAUGGGACUGCAUGGUUCCAAAGUUCCCUCAGAAGCUCGGAUUCUAAUGCUUGGCCUUGAUGGAUCUGGAAAGUCCACCUUGCUCUACAAGCUGAAAUACAAUGAGGCCGUGGUGACUGUUCCUACUGUGGGCUUCAACGUGGAGAUGCUGGAGACUAACGAGAAGGGCUUUGUGCUGACCGUGUGGGAUGUCGGGGGCCAGCAUCGGAUGAGGGUUCACUGGGAGCACUACUAUCAGGACACAGCCGGCCUGGUGUUUGUGGUGGACAGCAAGGACGAGACGCGGAUGGCCGAGGCAAAGCAGGAACUGGAAAAGAUCUUGGGAAAUAAGAGUCUGAAAGGCCUUCCAUUGAUUGUGCUAGCCAACAAGCAAGACUUGCCUGGAGCUGCAAGCGCUGGAGAUGUUGCAGAGAUCUUGAACUUGAAGGAGAUUUGUGGCAACAGACACUGGUUUCUUCAGUCAUGUUCGGCCAAGACUGGUGCCGGUUUGGAGGAGUGCUUUCGGAUGAUGGCCCACUUUCUUAAAACUGCAGUACGAGAAGGAGAGGAAUGUCUACAGAGAGGAAGGAAAUCAUUUAAAGCAAAGACACAGCAGGAUUACUGGUAAAUUGAGCCAUUGCUAAAAUCAAUGGACUACAGUUACAGUGACAUGCCAGCAAAAUGUCUCCACAACAUAACA